Vicia faba (fava bean) is the source of this 465-nucleotide messenger RNA. Lineage: Eukaryota; Viridiplantae; Streptophyta; Magnoliopsida; Fabales; Fabaceae. The record is from the annotation of a GenBank genome assembly.
AUGGCAUUUUCAUCUUCUCAACAAAUGUAUCUCCCAAUUGGGAUUCUAAUCAUUGGAGUACCAGUAAUUGCUUUUAUAUUUUUCUCUCUCACAAUGUUAGGAUGGUGCAAGAUUACCAAUCAUGAAUCAACUCUUCCUACAACAGGCAUAACUUUUGAUGAGAAACUUUCUGCUUGCAUGAGUUUAGAGUCACACUCAAUAACAUUUAUGUACAAGGAAGGUGAGGAUGCAAAAGGCAUAAACCAGACCGAAUGUGUUAUCUGUUUAACAGUCUUUCGAGAAGACGAAAGUGUUCGCAAGCUUCACACUUGCAAGCACAUGUUUCAUACAUCUUGCAUCGAUAAGUGGCUUUGUUCUCGUUCUGGCUGUCCACUUUGUCGCAUGCAGAUUGACCAAAUAACUUUGCCAAAUUAUUCAGUGGCAAAUGAACAGAUGAUUGUGGACAUUGUUGACUCUAGAAUUUGA